This is a messenger RNA of Trifolium pratense (red clover), 1985 nucleotides long. RefSeq names its product NAD-dependent protein deacylase SRT2. The record is from RefSeq and is a predicted model, not a curated record. NCBI's taxonomy places the organism in Eukaryota, Viridiplantae, Streptophyta, Magnoliopsida, Fabales, Fabaceae. Gene Ontology annotation, molecular function: NAD-dependent protein lysine deacetylase activity; NAD+ binding. The coding region runs from base 433 to 1584 and encodes 383 amino acids. The transcript is spliced from 11 exons.
GUGUAAAAGAGAAUUUUGGCUUACAAAAAAUGCCGGAGGGAGUAUUUGGACUAUAAGUUUUUUUUUACCAUCGGUAUCCGUGAAAUGCUUAACGUGGUUCGAAGUCACUUCUGUCGGUUGGUUUCAGCCCCUCUCAAUCGUGCAGACGUGGAGAUCAAACUGUGUCGUCACUACCAAAUCCAACGCGAAUCACCGAACCAACGCUUUUUUUUUUAGUUUAAUUAAGGAGCUAGAAGAACCAUAGAAAUUGAGAUGAUUAAUUAUUGUUGGGUGGCUUUUGGCUUUUGAUGAAAAAGAUGUAGGCGGCAGAGAAGUGUGUAACGUGGAGCAGUCGUCGGUGAAAUAAUAAUGAACCGAUUUUACCAAUGAGAACGCAGACUCUCCUUCCUUCCUCUUUGGUUGGUGACUUGAAGACGCACCAUCCCAUUUUCAAUGUCUCCAUCUUCUUCUCUCACUUCCCUUGUAUUUGCCAGGAAACUACUAGCAACUAUUAUAACAGAUAUUUCUCGUCCGAGGACUCAAAAUUGGAACUUAGCAACAAGAGGAGGAAGUCUCGUAUCGUUUAAAGGUUGUGCCAGGUUCGUCCAAACAUCAUGUCGAAUCUCUGCCCCCGGAACAGUCCCAAUAAAUCAUGAAAAACUCCAGUCUAAUGUUUCGAGGGAUAGGAAGGUAGUUCCUGAUGCAGAUCCUCCUAGUACCAAAGAUGUCGGCCUUUUGUAUCAAUUUUUUGAACAAAGUACCAAGCUCAUGGUAUUGACUGGAGCUGGAAUCAGUACAGAAUGUGGUAUCCCUGACUAUAGAAGCCCUAACGGUGCUUAUAGUUCUGGUUUCAGACCAAUAACACAUCAGGAGUUUCUUCGUUCAAGUCGAGCCAGGAGGCGAUAUUGGGCUAGGAGCUAUGCUGGGUGGAGGAAAUUUACAGCAGCCCAGCCAUCUGCUGCUCACCGAGCUUUGGCAACAUUCGAGAAAGCUGGUCGAAUCGAUUUUAUGGUUACCCAAAAUGUCGAUAGGCUGCAUCAUCGAGCUGGUAGCAACCCAUUAGAAAUACAUGGAACUGUAUACACUGUAAUUUGUAUAGAUUGUGGAUAUUCCCUUUGCCGGAGCUUAUUUCAGGACCAGUUGAAGGCCCUUAAUCCAAAGUGGGCAGAAGCAAUUGAUAAUUUGGACCAUGGAAGCCCUGGGUCAGAAAAAAGCUUUGGAAUGAAACAAAGACCGGAUGGUGAUAUUGAGAUUGACGAAAAAUUUUGGGAGGAGGAUUUUAUCAUCCCAACCUGCCAGAAGUGCAACGGUGUUCUCAAACCUGAUGUUGUCUUCUUCGGUGAUAAUGUUCCCAAGGACAGGGCUGAUAUGGCAAUGGAAGCAUCUAGAAAAUGUGAUGCUUUUCUUGUACUAGGGUCAUCUGUGAUGACCAUGUCUGCUUUUCGACUUGUAAGGGCAGCUCAUGAGGCAGGUGCAGCAACUGCGAUUGUCAAUGUAGGUGUGACGCGUGCUGAUGAUUUCGUGCCCUUGAAAAUCAAUGCACGACUGGGUGAGAUACUGCCAAGAGUACUUGACAUGGGAUCGAUCAGUGUACCUGUUGUGUAAUGAUAAUAGAUCGCAAGAUGCACAGGUUUUUUUGUUCGACUUCGCCACACUCCUUAAUCAUGUUGUUGCUCUCAUGCUCUGUAGUGUAUGAGUCGUGCACAUUGAGUUGCCACUUUCCGACCAUAAUCACCUUCAAAUGAGAAUGCAUUGGUGAAAGAAUGUCAACUUCAAUAUGCAUGAAGCAAGAUAUUAUGAUUGUUGGUGCCCUUUUCAUUGAUUAAAUAACUUAAACUCAAAUUGAUUAACCCUUAUUACAUUGUCCCUAAUUACCUGAAAAGUUGCUCUAAAUUCAGGAACUUGUAUUUUAUCUUAUUAUUUCUCUCCUAUGUAAUUUACUAUAGAAUUUGGUUAACAUGAAAAUAUAGUAAUUGAUACUCAUGUUAGAAUAGAUUUUUUUCCCA